This is a messenger RNA of Closterium sp. NIES-65, 1464 nucleotides long. The record is from the annotation of a GenBank genome assembly. NCBI's taxonomy places the organism in Eukaryota, Viridiplantae, Streptophyta, Zygnematophyceae, Desmidiales, Closteriaceae.
AUGUGUGAGUUGAAUGACACGGUGGUGGAAGCACAGCUGCGCACACUGCACAUGCCCCCUUGCUGUCCCUUGCUUAUCCACUCCAUCCUCUCCUCCCCACCUUUCACCCCACCCCCUCCAUCCCGUUUCGGCUCUUUCCCUAGCGAGUUGAACGAUACGGUGGUGGAGGCACAGCUGCGCACGCUGCACAUUCCGCCGCUGCUGCCUGUGUCCCAAUGGCUACAACGGCACACUGACAGCCUAGGUGGAGCCACGCAGGCGACGCAUGCCGGACCAAAUCAAGGAGAUGAAGGUGAGAGGGAGGCCGAGGGGUGCUGGGAGGCAGGUGGAGGGGGGUGCUGGUAUAGAGAGAGGUUAGGGGCUAGGGAGGUGCGUCUACACCCGAUCAUGCUGGCUGCAUUGCACUGGCUCUCCUCCGACCCGGCCAACACGAUCGUCAUAAUGAGCGGGUCGGAGUGUGCCGUGCUGGACGAGGAGUUUGGCCGCGUGAAGGCCAGAGAUAUGCUGCAGCAGCUGUGGACAGGACCGAUUUCAAACACUGCAGUAGACAUGGUGCAAGGACAUGCUGCAGCACGGCACGUGGAGGAGAGGGAGACGUCGCUGGUGUGGAACUACAAGUAUGCCGACGUGAAGUUGGGCCGCAUGCAGCCGAGGGACAUGCUGCAGCACCUCUGGACAGGACCCAUCUCGAACACAGCUGUGGACGUGGUGCAGCUCGACUCACUGGCAUGCUUUCCCGCUCACCCUCUCCCACUCACUCCCCUUCUCUCAUGGUCGGUGGCAAGUCAGUGGAGUCGACUCAAGAGCAUGUUUUGCCGCCUUGCCUUUUUCCCUUCCUUGGCCGCCAACCCCUCACAGGGCGGCAAGUCAGUGGAGGUGCGUUUAGUUGGGGGUGGCAAGUUAGUGGAGGGUGGCAAGUCAGUGGAGGUGCGGCCAGUGGGGGUGAGCAAGGGAGCAGCGAUGGAGAUGGUGUUGAGGGAGAUAGUGCACCAGAAGUCGCUCCCCUGCCCCUUUGACUUCGUCAUAACCGUCGGCCACUUAAUCUCACGGGACGAGGACAUGUACCAGCUCUUAAAACCAGACUCUAAUUCCAUUCCCCUCAAACCCUCUGCUCUCUCUCCCCCGCGUCCCUCUCCCCCGCUUUUCCAUUCCCCGCCCCGCCAACAUGACCAGGACAUAUACCAGUUCUUUGAGCCAGACCUGCUGCACGACAACAACAUGCCCCCCGGCAUGGACGGUUACCAGCAGAGCAUGGACGGAACCCCCUUACCUCCCUUCCUCUCACCCCUCAUCUCCCCCCCAACCAACAGGACGAGGACAUAUACCAGCUCUUUGAGCCAGACUUGCCGCACGACAACAUCAACAACAUGCCGCCUGGCAUGGACGGUUACCAGCAGAGCAUGGAUGGCACCAUGGAUCCCAUGGAUGGUAACUGCGGUGUAUCCAUGGAUGGUAACAUGGUAA